CCCAAAUUCUGAAUUCUAUCCUGUGUAUCACUCGAAAGAGAAUGGCAAAAGAAGAGGGUCUUGCGAUAGGAAUCGACCUUGGAACAACUUACUCUUGUGUUGCGGUAUGGCAGGAGCAGCACUGUCGAGUGGAGAUCAUUCACAAUGACCAAGGCAACAACACUACUCCUUCUUCUGUUGCUUUCACUGACCAUGAAAGGUUGAUCGGUGAUGCUGCUAAAAAUCAAGCUGCCACCGAUCCAGAGAACACCAUCUUCGAUGCCAAGAGGUUGAUUGGUAGGAAAUAUAGCGAGCACAAUGUUCAAAAAGAUAAAAUGUUGUGGCCAUUUAAAGUCGUUGCUGGUGCCAAUGACAAACCGAUGAUCGUGGUUAAAUACAAGGGUCAGGAGAAGCAACUUUGUGCUGAGGAAGUAUCAUCCAUGAUCCUUGUAAAGUUGCGGGAUAUUGCUGAGGCUUUUUUGGAAAAACCUCGUAAGCCCACCAUGGAUGCUGGUGCCAUUGCUGGCCUCAAUGUUAUACGGAUAAUCAAUGAACCCGCUGCUGCAGCUAUUGCAUAUGGCCUUGACAAGAGAAGUUUAGACAUUGACCAACAAACCAAAGUUGAUAUUGAUACAAUUAAUUCAUUAAGUUCUAUAAGUAGAAAAAAUAUUUUGAGAGUCUAUUUUACACAGGACCGCGAGAUAAAAAGGAAAAACAAAGUGGACAUUAGUGGCAAUCCUAGGGCUCUAAGGAGGUUAAGAACUGCAUGUGAGAGGGCAAAAAGGACACUCUCUUCUGCUGUUACCACCAAAGUUGAUGUUGAUGCUAUAUUUCAAGGCAUAGACUUCAACUCUUCAAUCAGUCGUGUUAGGUUUGAGGAAAUUAACAUGGAGCUGUUUGAAGAGUGCAUUGAGACAGUAGAGAAGUGUCUUACUGAUGCUAAGAUGGACAAAAGCAGUGUGCAUGAUGUUGUCCUUGUUGGUGGCUCUUCUAGAAUUCCCAAAGUGCAGCAGUUAUUGCAGGCUUUCUUCAAUGGUAAAGAUUUGUGCAAGAGUAUUAACCCUGAUGAGGCUGUUGCUUAUGGCGCAGCUGUGAAAGCUGCAUUGUUGAGUAAAUGCUUUAAGAAUGUUCCUGAUUUGGUAUUAUUAGAUGUCACACCGCUGUCUCUCGGUGUAUCGGUCAAAGGAGAUCUUAUGAGUGUUGUGGUUCCUAGGAAUACUUCCAUUCCUCGAAAGAUGAAACAAGAAUUUAGAACAUCCGUUGAUAACCAAUCUUUGGCCAGGAUUAUGGUUUACGAGGGUGAGAGAACAAGAGCAAGUGAUAACAAUUUGCUGGGGUCUUUUGUUCUUUCUGGUUUUCCUCCUGCUCCUCGUGGGCAUCCUUUAUAUGUGAGCUUUUCCAUCGAUGAAAAUGGUAUAUUAUCUGUUUCUGCUGAGGAAAAGACCACUGUCAAUAAGAACGAAAUUACUAUCAUCAAUGAUAAUAAAGACAGGUUGUCGGCCAAAGAAAUUGAAAGAAUGAUACAAGAAGCAAAGUUUUAUGAGGCCGAAGAUAGAGAGUUCCUUAAGAAAGCCAAUACUAAGUAUGAUUUGGAUGAUUGUGUAUACAGAAGCAGGAAUGUCUUGAAGAAGGUUUGUAUCAGGUCAAUUGUUCGCCCUAAAGAAAAGGAGGACUUACGUUCUGCAAUAAAUAGGGCUACUGAUUUGCUUGAUGAGGAGAAUGAACAGUAUGACAUUGCUGUGUUUGAGGCUUGUCUGAAAGAGCUUGAGAGCUCCCUCGAAAGAUUCGAGUCCUGGUGAAUCAUUGUUUAGUAAUUUUUGUUGUGUUGCUUCUCAUUUUCUUUUUGAUAAAUGCAAACAAUUAGUAUUAUCUUAAAAUAGUUUAAGUUGGAAAACCUUGUUUUAGAUGUUUUGUGCGUGACUGGAUCGUGAUUCAGUUUAGAUCAAAGGAAUUGUAAAUAAGAAAAAUGAUUUUUAAGCAGAGGAGUUCCUUAACCGACUAAAGCAUGUCGAAGAUCUAU
This is a messenger RNA of Cajanus cajan (pigeon pea), 1999 nucleotides long. NCBI's taxonomy places the organism in Eukaryota, Viridiplantae, Streptophyta, Magnoliopsida, Fabales, Fabaceae. The record is from RefSeq and is a predicted model, not a curated record.